AUGCCACCAAAGAAGGGAAAUAAAAAAUCUAAAAAGAAUCAAGAUGAAGAUGAUUUCUGGGCAACAGCUGGUGAAUCCAUCCCAGUAUCCAACGACGCAGACGUAGACGCCGAUUCAGACGAUGCAAACACAAACCCACAGCCACAAAAGAAAUCUGCAUUUGCUGCGAUGGAUGUUGAGGAUGUCGACGAUGACGAGGAAGAAGACAGUAUAGAACCCUCGGCAGCAAUCUCCGAUGACGACGACAACGGUGAUUUAAUGAGCGCUAUAAACAAGUCAAAGAAUAAGAAUAAAAAGAAUAAGAAGCAAUCUGAUCAAGAUGAAGACGCUGUUUUGACUGCUGCUAUGGAAAACAAGGCAAAAGUUUCAAAUGAAGCAAAGCCUGAGACUAAUCAUGAGCCUGAGACUGAUGCUCCUAGACUCCUCAGUAAAAAAGAGAAAGAGAAACUCAAAAAGGAGAAAGACAAGGCAAAGAAGAAAGCUCAAGCUGCUAACAAGAAACCUUCAACUCCACAACCUGAACAGUCUGAACAGCCUGAGGUUUCUACACAGCUCCCUGAUGAUUCUACUCCCGCAAACGAACCAGAAGAUACAUCCGCCUCUGCCGCAGAUAAGAAAAAGAAAAAGAAAAAGAAAGCCUCCGAUAAACCCGCAGAAGAUCCAAAACCUGCAGAUAAAAAGAAAUCCGCUAAGAAACCUCCUGCAGGUUUAGCUGCUCUUAGAGCUCAACUUGAUGCAAACAAGAAAAAGGAAGAAGAAGAAAAGCGUAUUAAGGAGGAGGAGAUGCAGCGUAUCCAAGAAGAAGAGCGUCUUGCUGUUGAAGCUGAGCUCUAUGACGAAGAGCAGAAGCUACUUAAGAAGGAAAAAGACAAGGCCAAGCGUGAGCAGCUUAAAAAGGAAGGAAAGUACCUCACCGAUAAGCAAAAGAAAGAGAAGGCUGCUGGUGAAGCUCGUCGUCAAGCUCUCUUAGCAUCUGGUGUCCGCGUUGCUGGUUUAGAGGACGGUGAAAGCAAGCCUAAGAAGCCAACUUACGGUAAGAAGCCAGCUAAAGGCAAGCAGCAACAACAACCAUCUCAAUCAAACGAGAAAGCUCAUGAGCCAAAGAAGGAAGCCGAGCCUGCUCCUGUUCCUGAGCCCGCUGAAGAGAAGGAAGACAGGUGGGAUGCAACCUCCUCUGAAGAUGAGGGCAAGGGUGAGAAGAAGGCUGAAUCUCAAACUGCUGGUGAUCCUGGACUCGAUGACUGGGAUGCAUCGUCUGACGAAGAGAAGGAUCAAGACAAGAAGGCUGAACCAGCAGCACCACCUGCACCUGCUAAACCAGCAAAUGACCAACAUGAUGACAGCUCAUCUGAAGAAGACUCCGAAGACUCAGACUCAGACGACGAAUCCUCCGAAGAAGAGCUAUCCAACGCACAGAAAGAAGCUCUCAAACGCAAAGAAGAAGCCCACGAACGUCGCAUCAAGCGCCACGAAGACGCCCUCGCAGCACGUAGCAAAGACAACCUUCGCUCACCUAUCUGCUGUAUUCUCGGUCACGUCGACACUGGUAAAACUAAGCUCCUCGAUAAGAUCCGUCAAACCAACGUUCAAGAAGGUGAAGCCGGUGGUAUUACUCAACAGAUUGGUGCUACGUACUUCCCAAUUGAAAAUAUCAUUAAGAAGGUCUCGGUGCUCGACAAAGAGGGUAAACAGGAAUACAAGCUGCCUGGUUUACUUGUCAUUGAUACUCCUGGUCACGAGUCUUUCACUAACUUGCGUUCUAGAGGUAGUUCGCUGUGUAACAUUGCAGUACUUGUCGUUGAUAUUAUGCAUGGUCUUGAACCACAAACACUCGAGUCUCUCAGACUUCUUCGUGACAAGAAGACGCCAUUCAUUGUCGCACUUAACAAGAUCGAUCGUCUUUACGGAUGGGAAACCAUGGCCAACAAUUCCUUCGUCGAUUCGUUCUCCAAGCAAUCUGAAGCUGUCAGACGCGAGUUCCACAUGAGACUUGACAGAGUGAAUCUCGAGUUCGCCGAGCAAGGUCUCAACUCGUGCGUCUACUACGACAACAAGAAAAUGGGUAAAGUCGUCUCGCUCGUUCCAACCUCAGCGCACACCGGUGAAGGUGUACCAGAUCUCCUUCAACUCUUGAUCAACCUUACUCAAGAGCGUAUGAGCGGUGCACUUAUGUACUUGUCAGAACUUGAGUGUACAGUUUUGGAAGUUAAGGUGAUAGAAGGAUUGGGUACAACUAUAGAUGUCGUACUCAGCAAUGGUAUCUUGAGAGAAGGCGAUAAAAUAGUUGUGUGUGGAUUGAACGGACCCAUUGUCACUCAAGUAAGAGCCCUACUCACUCCACAGCCAAUGAAAGAGAUGAGAAUCAAGGGCGCUUAUGUCCACCACAAGGAAAUUAAAGCUUCUAUGGGUGUCAAGAUUACCGCACCAGACCUCGACAAAGCUAUUGCCGGUUCACGUCUGUUGGUUGUCGGAGAAGAUGACGAUGAAGAGGAUCUCAUGGAGGAAGUUAUGGGUGAUCUGCAGACGCUGUUAUCCUCAAUCGAUAAGUCAGGUAAAGGUGUCUGCGUACAAGCUUCUACUCUUGGUUCGUUGGAAGCCUUGUUGGAUUUCCUGCGUUCUUCUAAAAUCCCAGUAUCUGGCAUUAACAUCGGACCUGUGUUCAGGAAGGACGUCCUUAGAGCUGGUGUCAUGUUAGAAAAGGCCAAGGAAUUCGCUACCAUUUUAGCAUUCGAUGUGCCGGUCGAUAAAGAAGCCGACAAGUAUGCUGAUGAAGUGGGAGUGAAAAUAUUCAAAGCGGAUAUCAUUUACCACCUUUUCGAUCAAUUCACUGCAUACAACAAAUCGAUUGUGGAAGACAAAAAGAAGGAGGCUGCUCCAUCCGCAGUAUGGCCUUGUAGAUUGAAGAUACUACAGGCGUUCGUGCGCAGAGAUCCUAUUAUCGUCGGAUGUGAUAUUGUCGACGGUACUUUGAGAGUAGGUACGCCUAUCUGUGUCGUGACAGUCAAUGGUGAGGGCAAGAAGGAGAUUGUUCCACUCGGUAGAGUCGGUAGUAUAGAGAUCAACCACAAACCAUUGGAUAUUGUGAAGAAGAACCAGACAGGUGCCGGUAUCGCAGUCAAGAUCGAUAACUUCCACAACCAGGCUCCUAAGAUGGUUGGAAGACAUUUCCAGGAAACUGAUCUACUCCUCUCGCAUAUCUCGAGAAAUAGCAUCGAUGUCCUCAAACAAAACUUUGCGGCAGAUCUCACCAAAGAAGACCUGCAUCUAAUUAAGAGACUGAAAACCACUCUUGAAAUUCCAUAG
This is a messenger RNA of Wallemia ichthyophaga EXF-994, 3303 nucleotides long. RefSeq names its product Eukaryotic translation initiation factor 5B. The transcript has 4 exons. NCBI's taxonomy places the organism in Eukaryota, Fungi, Basidiomycota, Wallemiomycetes, Wallemiales, Wallemiaceae. The record is from RefSeq and is a predicted model, not a curated record. Bases 1 to 3303 code for a protein of 1100 amino acids. Gene Ontology annotation, molecular function: translation initiation factor activity; GTP binding; GTPase activity.